AAAUGGGUGGUGCUAACGAUAUCUGGUUACAUAACUCUUACAAAACAUUUUUAGCUUAUGCUCUACCUCAACUACUAUUCAUGUGUCGAGAACCCUUUAAAUAUUUUUGGCACAACUUAAUUAAAUUUAAACACAAGUUUGUUGAGUUAGAACAUCUUAAAGAAGAAAUAGAGGAAAAAAU
This is a messenger RNA of Racocetra fulgida, 181 nucleotides long. The record is from the annotation of a GenBank genome assembly. Lineage: Eukaryota; Fungi; Glomeromycota; Glomeromycetes; Diversisporales; Gigasporaceae.